CAGUUGAACGCGCUGAUUGACGCUGUUACAGCGGGAGAUAAUCUGCUGCGCGUCCGCGCGCUCCGGUUCCUCUACGGUUCCUCUUCGGUUCAUCUCGGGUUCUUCUUCACCCUCACACAAAAAACACCGCUUUGAGACACAGAGUGAUCCGCGCGCGCUCAUGGAGCAGUGAGACAGGCAGAGACAAAACCGGGGGACUGCAGCCAUCAUCCGGGGAACAGAGAGAGAGAGAGAGAGAGAGAGAGAGAGAGAGUCUGAUGUUCUGCUGCUGGGUCUGAGGGGAUUCAGGAUCUCUGCAGCUCCACAUGCAGUUUCCGAGCUGUGAUUUGACUCGUGCAUGUUUUUAGAGACUGUAACGCAGCGGACGGAACCAUGAUGGCGAGCGACUCUCCCGCCCGGAGCCUGGAUGAGAUCGACCUGUCUGCUCUGCGGGACCCUGCGGGAAUCUUCGAGUUGGUGGAGCUUGUGGGAAAUGGAACAUACGGCCAAGUGUACAAGGGCCGCCAUGUAAAGACAGGCCAGCUUGCUGCAAUCAAGGUCAUGGACGUCACAGGGGACGAAGAGGAGGAAAUCAAAGCAGAAAUCAACAUGCUGAAAAAGUACUCGCACCAUCGCAACAUUGCCACAUACUACGGAGCUUUCGUCAAGAAAAACCCACCGGGUGUCGACGACCAGCUGUGGCUGGUGAUGGAGUUCUGUGGUGCUGGUUCAGUCACAGACCUGAUAAAGAACACUAAAGGGAACUCACUAAAGGAGGAAUGGACAGCAUACAUCUGCAGAGAAAUCCUUAGAGGUCUGACUCAUCUCCACCAGCACAAAGUCAUCCAUCGUGACAUAAAAGGCCAGAACGUCCUGCUGACGGAGAACGCUGAGGUCAAACUGGUGGACUUUGGUGUGAGUGCACAGUUGGACCGCACUGUGGGCAGGAGGAACACGUUUAUCGGUACGCCGUACUGGAUGGCUCCGGAGGUCAUCGCCUGUGACGAGAAUCCUGAUGCCACGUAUGACUUCAAGAGUGAUUUGUGGUCUUUAGGAAUUACAGCUAUUGAGAUGGCAGAAGGAGCUCCACCUCUGUGUGAUAUGCACCCGAUGCGAGCGCUCUUCCUCAUUCCCAGAAACCCGGCUCCUCGUCUCAAAUCAAAGAAGUGGACCAAGAAGUUCCAGUCGUUUAUUGACAGCUGCCUGGUGAAGAACCACACGCAGAGGCCCAGCACCGAGCAGCUGCUGAAACAUCCCUUCAUCAGAGACCUGCCUAAUGAGCGCCAGGUUCGCAUCCAGCUUAAAGACCACAUCGACCGCACCAAGAAGAAGAGAGGAGAGCGAGAUGAGACGGAGUACGAGUACAGCGGCAGCGAGGAGGAGGAGGAGGAACGGGACAUGGGAGAACCCAGCUCCAUUAUCAACAUCCCGGGCGAGUCUACGCUGAGGCGGGACUUCCUGCGUCUGCAGCUGGCUAAUAAGGAGCGCUCCGAGGCCCUGCGGCGACAACAGCUGGAACAGCAGCAGAACGACGAACACAAACGCCAACUACUGGCCGAGAGACAGAAACGCAUCGAGGAGCAGAAGGAGCAGAGGAGGAGGCUGGAGGAGCAACAGCGUCGGGAGAGAGAGCUGCGCAAACAGCAGGAGAGAGAGCAGCGCCGACGCUAUGAGGAGAUGGAGCAGAUACGGAGAGAGGAGGAGAGAAGACAUGCUGAAAGGGAGCAGGAGUAUAUCCGCCGCCAGCUGGAGGAGGAACAGAGGCAGCUGGAGAUUUUACAGCAGCAGCUCCUCCAGGAACAGGCUCUUCUUCUGGAGUAUAAGCGGAAGCAGCUGGAGGAGCAGCGGCAGGCGGAGAGGCUUCAGAGGCAGCUUCAGCAGGAAAGAGCGUACCUGGUUUCCCUCCAACAGCAGCAGCAGCAGGAACCUCGACCUGCUGAGAAGAAGCAGCUCUAUCACUACAAGGACUCGGUCAACCCCAGCGACAAGCCCGCCUGGGCCAAAGAGGUUAUGAAACGAGCCCAAAGUAACUCGCCUCGUCUACCUACAAAGAACCAAUACCAUGAGGAGGCGCGGCUUUCGCACCUCCUUCUUUUUCCUGACUCCAUCUCCAGCCAACUGCCCGCCCGCCCCCCGUCCUACCCAGCCGCUACCCCCUCCCACUUCCAGAGAGAGAGGGCGGAGCUUCAGCUCAGGCAGCUGAACACCAACUCCAAUGUUCCCAGGAUCCGGGUGUCCUGUGAGCCGGAAUUGGCUCCGAUCAGCCAGCCGUUAUCAGGGCAGAGCCAGGAGAACCGUGGGCGGAGUCCCGGGAGAUCCGGAGCAUGGGACAGCGAGGUGGAGGAACGUUCCAAACUCAACCGCCAGAGUUCUCCAGCUCUACAGCACAAAGUAGCUAACAGGAUCUCAGAUCCGUCGCUGCCUCCUCGCUCCGAGUCCUUCAGCAGCGGUGGCAUCCAGCAGGCUCGGACUCCGCCCAUGCACCGCCCUGUUGAGCCUCAGAUGGCUCACUUGGUCUCGGUGAAGUCUCAUGGUUCCUCGAUGAGUGUCUCGCAGUCUCUGCAUGAUCAGUCUUCCCAGGGUGUCUCGGCUUUCCAGGAGAGUCUGUCACCCCACCGGCCCCCGAUGCCCCGGCAGAACUCGGACCCCACCUCAGAGACUCCCAUGCCUCCACCUCGCAUCACGAGUCGCGAUGACAAGUUCGACCGCAGCUCCUGGCUGAGACAGGAAGAGGAAGUUCCACCCAAGGUCCCUCAGAGGACGACCUCUAUAUCUCCUGCACUGGUUAGAAAGAACUCACCUGGGAAUGGACCUGGAGGUCUGGGACCGAGGCCAGGUUCUCACCUUAUCCGAGCCAGCAACCCAGACCUGCGCGUCUCCAUAGAGCCCGGACUCCCGAGGACCAGCAGCGGCAGCUCCUCCAGCUCCAGCACCCCGAGCUCUCAGGGCGGCUCCAGCGAGAGGAACCGGGUGGGAGGAUCUGGAAAACCUGAGAGUUCUCCAGCUGUUUCCCAGGAGAGCAAACACAAAAACCAGGAGGAGAACAGGGAGGUGACGAGACCCAGCCGACCUGCUGAUCUCACUGCACUGGCCAAAGAACUCCGAGAGCUGCGCUCUAACGAGGAGACGAACCGACCGCCAGUCAAAGUGACCGAUUAUUCAUCGUCCAGUGAGGAGUCUGAGAGCAGUGAGGAUGAGGAGGGAGAAGGUGGAGCUCAUGAUGGAACAGUGCCAGUCAGUGACAUCCCUCGCAUCAUGCCAUCAGCAGGUCAGAGUGUGAGCGAGGCGUUCGAGGCUCUGGUAGGUCCUGAAGACUCUUACGACGAGUCUUACGGAAACAAUUCGAAAGACAGCACCCUGAUGAUGAGAGAGAUGUUUGGGGAAAGAAAACGCUCAGGUCAUGCCGAGAGCAACGGUUUCCCUGGUAACGCCAAUCUUCCUGAUCUAGUGCAGCAAAGCCACUCCCCCUUGGCCACACCCAGUGAAGGCCCAGGGCGCCACUCCAGUCUGCUUGGGCAGGACCUGGACUCUGUGGCUGAACAGUACGGGAGCGGAUCCAAAGCAUCUUUCACACCAUUCGUGGAUCCACGAGUCUACCAGACUUCUCCAACUGAAGAAAACAGUGAGAACCCAGCAGCAGCUCUCACAGUCGACGAGCUGCUGAGGCAGGAGCAGGAACAGGAGCAAGCUCGGCUCAACGAGGCUCGAAAGAUCUCUGUCGUCAACGUCAAUCCCACCAACAUCCGGCCGCAUAGUGACACGCCCGAGAUCCGUAAAUACAAAAAACGAUUCAACUCCGAGAUCCUCUGUGCUGCUCUGUGGGGUGUGAACCUGUUGGUUGGGACUGAAAAUGGACUGAUGUUGUUGGAUCGCAGUGGUCAGGGGAAAGUCUACAACCUCAUCAACCGCCGACGUUUUCAGCAGAUGGACGUGCUGGAGGGCCUCAACGUUCUCGUCACCAUCUCCGGCAAAAAGAACAAGUUGAGAGUUUACUACCUGUCCUGGCUCAGGAACCGGAUCCUCCACAAUGACCCUGAGGUGGAGAAGAAGCAGGGCUGGACCACUGUGGGAGAUCUGGAGGGCUGCGUUCAUUACAAAGUCGUGAAAUAUGAGAGGAUCAAGUUCUUGGUGAUCGCCUUGAAGAACUCGGUGGAGAUUUACGCCUGGGCUCCGAAACCGUAUCACAAAUUCAUGGCUUUCAAGUCCUUCACUGAUCUGCAGCACAAACCUCAGCUUGUGGAUCUGACCGUAGAAGAAGGUCAGAGGUUAAAGGUCAUCUACGGCUCCAGCGUUGGGUUUCAUGUCAUAGACGUCGACUCGGGGAACCCAUAUGAUAUCUACAUCCCAUCGCACAUUCAGGGCAGUGUCACUCCUCACGCCAUUGUGGUGCUCCCCAAGACCGACGGGAUGGAGAUGCUUCUGUGUUAUGAAGAUGAGGGAGUCUAUGUGAACACAUACGGCAGAAUCACUAAAGACGUGGUGCUACAAUGGGGAGAGAUGCCCACCUCUGUUGCCUACAUCCACUCCAACCAGAUCAUGGGAUGGGGAGAGAAAGCCAUUGAGAUCCGUUCCGUGGAGACGGGACACCUCGACGGAGUUUUCAUGCACAAGCGAGCUCAGCGACUGAAAUUUCUGUCAGAGAGAAACGACAAGGUCUUCUUUGCCUCUGUCCGAUCAGGAGGCAGCAGCCAAGUUUUCUUCAUGACCUUGAACAGAAAUUCUAUGAUGAACUGGUAAACCCCGUCCACACACCUGCAACGCCCCUCACACGUCCUACCCCUACACAUGUCCAAAGUCCUUCUUCCACGUUGUCUCUGUGGAUGUGUUCUGUUGUUUUAAGUGACGGGGAACGAGCGAACGACAGGAAGUCGCUUUUCAGAAUAAAUACUUUUAGAAAAUAAAGAAAUCAUAAAUGAAAUUAAGGCCAGGAGCCGCUCCAGAGAGCCGAAGUUCAUCUCACAUCCACACCAAGCUCCGACCGCCGAGAGAAGAACAACCACCUCGUGUACCCAGAAUUCCCUGUGGCUCUCGCCUGCAGGGUUCUUGUUUUUUUUUUAUCAUGGUUUAUGUUUUUCUGGAGGAGAGCAGAGACGCAGGGCAGAGCUGAAGACAUGAAGACGAAAAGUCAAGAAAAUAAAACCAUGUUGCAACUGUUCAGACCCUUUCAGUCAUUUAUUACUGUGGGCUGGACAAAAUAAUUCUCUGGAGAGGAGUGUGUGUGUGUGUGUGUGUGUGUGUGUGUGUGUGUGUGUGCGCACAUUUCAUGAAUUUAUUUCAUUAUUUUGUUAUUGCAUUUCAUCACACUGUAACUGUACAAAUGUUUAUGUAACAUUUGUAUGUUUUCAUUGUAUUACUUUGUGUGUGUGUGUGUGUGUGUGUGUGUGUGUGUGUGUGUGUGUGUGUGUGUACUCAGUAUCCAUAAGUAUGAAAAGCAUCACACUAUAGUUAAGACAAGUUAAAAUGUGUGGAUGUUUUGUAGUGGAGGACGUCAUACAGUAGAAUUUGGGGAAAUUAAAGUUUCACUUCUCAUCAAGAUGAUGAUGAUGAGGAUGAUGAUGAUGAUGAUGAUGAUGAUGAUGAUGAUGGAUUCAAGUUUUCUGAAUGUCGUUGCCCGGGUGCAAUAAAGAGCAGGAGGUUUGGGAUGUGAUGUGUGUGUGUGGAGGAGGUUUUAGCUCAAGCCUGAACAUAAUCUGAAGCUGUGACCUUCAGGUGUGUGUGUGUGUGUGAGUGAGUGUGUGUGUGUGUGUGUGUGUGUGUGUGUGUUUUAUAAUGCUUUAUUAAAAUUUUAAAAAGGAAUGAGUUUGGUGCAUUCAGCUUCCUCUAAACCUACCUCAUUUCCUUCCUCCAGUCGUUCGAUCACGAGUUUGCGCUCAUGCACAUCAUUACAGAAUAGAAACACAGGAAUCUCACCUGAGUCUCGUUUCAACUCAUUCUUUCUGCACCUUUUUUGUGAUUCCUGCUGUGAACUAUCACUUGAAUGAUAAUAAUAUUCACACAUUCAGAAGCAAAGAAAACAAAACAAUAAAUACACAUGAAAAUGUGAGCCCUGUCACCACAAACGGUGAAUUAUUUAUGAAAAUGUGUUGCAUAAAAGAAACUGAUUUAAUAAAAAUACAGUUGAAAUUUGAAGAUUUUCUAUAUUUGAAAAUUAAACAGGAAUCUUGGAACUUGGAAUCAGAAUUUCAGGUUGAGUCUCUCGAUCCUUCAGGAGAUUUUGUGAGCUGAGGGCAAAAAUAUUUAACAACUAAACAUUAUGUCUUUACUGGAAAAUAUAAACGUGGGCAUCGAGGUGUGAAACACUGAAAUAAUACACUUUAUUUAUUAGAGUUUCUCUUAGGUUUAAAAGAAUAUUCUAAUUUUUAUUUUUUACAAAUACCACAAUAUCAUUUUUUCAUGACAAAGUGCAAACUGGGGAUAAAUUCAAAGACAAUCAGGAUCAGAAGUAUUACUGAGCUGGUGCCGUGACCCGGAUGUAAUAAUGUCUAAUAGAAUCAAAUUCAGAUUACACUCGCUAUCUGGAGAAAAGCAUUACACCUGUACAUGUGUGUGUGUGUGUGUGUGUGUGUGUGUGUGUGUGUGUGUGUGUGUGUGUGUGUGUGUGUGUGUGUGUGUGUGCAUGAGUUUCUUUAUGUCUGUACCAUUACAUUUGUGAUUGCACCUUCUCCUGAAUAUAAAACUGUGACCCGAGUUCAAACGUGUUGUCUCAAUUAAUAUCAUAAUUAUUAUUCAGAAUAAGUUUCUGUUUAUUUUAUUCGGCGUUUCAGCUCUGAUUCAGUCUGUUGAUACUGAUUUUUUUUUGCUGUCACCUUAAAUUUCACAUUUGUUGUAAAAUGAAGCAAAUGUUCUUAUUCGGUUAUUUUCUGUUUGAUGCAGAGUGAAAAUACCUAACCAUGUUUAAUAUUUAUUUAAAAAUGAUAUACAUGUCUAUGUAUCUUUAUGAUUUAAUCUUUACUUUAGUAAAUUGAAGCUGGUUUUAAACUGUUGCUUCUGAAAUUGGAUUAAAAAAAAAAACAAAUCCAGUGAAUUUUCCAGUAUAAAGAAUUCUGUAAAUGUGAUUACAAUGAAAUUGUGUAUUUGAACAGUGAUGUACACUCUGAUGCUUCCAUACCUGACAGAGUUUCCAUAUUAAUAACUUAUUUCAUAUUUCAGUAAACAUGCUUAUGACUUUUAUGGCAACUAAAAAUGGACAAUAAAAUAUAGAGUGAAAUAUCAGAGCAAUGAAGUAAAUAUUAUAUAUACAUAAUGCCAUAAUUGGAUUGUAUAUGCAAAAAAUAUUAAAACAAUAUUCUGUUAUUGUCAAUUUUACUACAAUUCUAUUUACAGAAUGAAUUUAAUUUCAUACAAUUUUAUUUGAAUGUUUUAUUUUAAUUUCUUUUCCCUUUGGUCAUUCCUUCGAUGCUUCCAAAUGAUAAAUGUUACGAUAAAGAACGAUACAUUUUUAUUUUAGUUACUAUUGAAAACUCAACACUAGAUCUGCUGUCUGAUCUCGUCUAAUCUAUGCCUGGUUCACUUAAUGUCCAAUCUACUGACAUUAUUUGAAUGUUAAACACAUUUUAAAUUUUAAUUAGAAUAAUAAUCUAAAAGAGAAAGCCUGUGUGUGUGUGUGUGUGUGUGUGUGUGUGGUGUGUGUGUGUGUGUGUGUAAAACUCCACUCCAACAUGAUGGUUUCUGUACACCUGAAACUGAAACACCACUGGGUUUGUCUUUAUGUUUGGAAGCAACAACUUUAUUACUGAUUAUUUGGUAGGUUUUUAAAGGUUUUUUUUCUAUAGCUGUAUUUGGGAUUAGCUCGUUGGUCUGAAAGUGCUGAAAUCUAUAUUAGAAUGUCAGAGAUGUUUAAUAUCAGUGCUUUAUGUAAUAUCACUUUAUCCUCUCUCUGUCUGUCUGUCUGUCUGUCUGUCUCUCUCUCUCUCUCUCUCUCUCUCUCUCUCCUUUUAUCCCAGUACUGUUUAAUGCUUUUUUUUCUGUUUUUCUUUAUAAACUCGAUGCUGAAUUAUAGCCAAAAUGAUGUAUUGAGACUUUUUUGUAUGGUGAUGUUUUUUCUGGGUUUGUUUGUUUUUUGGGGAAAAUCUCUCGUCAUGUGAAUAUUUGAAGGAAAGCCUGAAAGGAAACGAUGUUGAUGUAAAUGAAAAGAAACCUAACACUCAUCACGUUAGGACAAAGCUAGGAUUAUUAGCAAUAAAGUGUAUUGAGGAUUUUUGUUCAAAUAUUUUUUCUGGUAUUUUAUUUUAGUCUGAAUUUGGUAGAAAAAUAAAUAAUCAAAAUGUUUAAAAUUGUUGAUUGUUGACUCCAGAGUUUGGGCUGCAGGAUGUCCAGGUGCGAAUGAUGCAGAUUAUACACUGAAAUAUUCACAGUUUGUUCCCAUGUAACAUAAAGCAUUAGAACUUUGCUGUUUUUUAAUAAAUUGAUGUAUUAAAUGACAA
This is a messenger RNA of Silurus meridionalis, 8402 nucleotides long. It is a transcript of the gene tnikb, whose product is annotated as TRAF2 and NCK interacting kinase b. The record is from RefSeq and is a predicted model, not a curated record. NCBI's taxonomy places the organism in Eukaryota, Metazoa, Chordata, Actinopteri, Siluriformes, Siluridae. The transcript is spliced from 33 exons. Gene Ontology annotation, molecular function: protein kinase activity; ATP binding. Gene Ontology annotation, biological process: protein phosphorylation. The coding region runs from base 373 to 4716 and encodes 1447 amino acids.